AUGACCAGUGGCUACGCAUGUCAACGUUGUUCUCAAUUACCUCCUCCACCUCCAAUGUUUACUAUCAGUCCACCACCAAAUAUAUUAUCAAUUGAAGCUCAUUGUUUAUUACGUUCAUUAUCACCAUCAUCAAUUGAAAAUAAGAAAAGUACUUCAUCAUCAUCAAUAUCAAUCGUUUUGGGAAUUAUAAUUGCUUUUCUUAUCACAUUUAGUACUAUUGUCUUGAUCAAAAAACGACGACAAAGACAUAAAUCAAGGUUUAAUAAUACAAUGAAGGUCACUUCUUCAUCAGUCAAAUUCAAUAGACAUCAUCAACAUAAUAAUAACCAUCAUCAAAAUCGAACAAAAUUUACUCCAUUAUUAAGCGAUAGUUGUAGUAGUGAUCAAACAUCUAGUAUACCACCAAAUGAAUAUCCGUGUACAAAUGGUGUUAUUGAACCUCUUUUAACAUGUGACGUUCAACAUGAAUAUGAACAAAUAAAAUCUGAUGAUUCAUUAUCUGAAUCAUUACAUUACUAUUGUCUUAUCUAUUGUCGUCAAUGUUCAAAUUAUCAUCCGACAUCAUCGUCUUCAUCAAGUUCAUCAUCAUUAUGUCCUCGACCAAAUCUUAUUCGACCAUAUUAUUUACCUUUAUCUACUAAUCCAACAUGUCAACAUCAAUGUUCAUGUUAUCAUCGAACAUAUUAUCAACGAAAUGAUAAUCGUUUUUUUGAGCUUCAACCAAUGUUAAUGACAAAAAUUGAUAAUAAUAGUGAAGAUUCGAAUAAUCAUUUGAAAUUUAUUGGUGAAAAACUACCAAUUUAA
Rotaria sp. Silwood1 is the source of this 804-nucleotide messenger RNA. The record is from the annotation of a GenBank genome assembly. NCBI's taxonomy places the organism in Eukaryota, Metazoa, Rotifera, Eurotatoria, Philodinida, Philodinidae.